AUGGUGGGGACCGCGGAGUCGAGCGAGGUGGCAGCUCCGGUGUCGCCGUCACUGGCGCAGCGGAAGCAGGCGUGGCUGCGCGCGAGAGAGGAACUGCGGCAGGCUCAGAUCGUGACGGUCAAGCAGGGAUUGAGUCUCACCCCGAGUCUCUACUUCGGCACGCGUCGGUGCACGUACAGCACCGUCGUCUCCGUGGUCACAACCGCGUUGCCGCUGCCUCGAUACGACCCGCUAGACCCACCGCCAUUCGUCCAGCAGAACAACGCUCUCAAUGUCCCCAACGAGGCCUCUCGAUGGGCCGAAGAGCGAGCAAGAGAAGCCUUGAACCGACUACAGCAGUCCAAUGACAACAACCAGAGUGACGAACCCGAGGCGCGGUCGCCCUACGCUAUGGCCAAGGCCUUCCCGAGCCAGCAACAGCAGACGCUCGCUCUUGUGCGCGAGCAACGCGCGUUCAUGCAGUCACUGCACGAAACUCGACGCGCGCGUGCACAACGUGAGCAUCAGGCAGCUUUGGUGAUUCAACGAGUGCGUCGAAGCUUCGUGCUGCGUCGGCAGUUCCGCAGCAUCCGACAGAAGCUCAUCGUCCGCAAACGCAUUCGUGGGAGUCUGCUGCAAGUCACCAAGGGAACGGCUCUGGUACUGGGCGAGAAGGAUCGGCGGCUGCGGUUGAUGGUCAAGCAGAACAACGCGGCCACGCAGAUCCAGAACGCGUACAGGGCGUGGGGUGCGCGUCGGAUGUUGGCGAAGCUUCAAGCUCUGGAUCGUUAUGAACGGCGGCAGCGUUGUGCGUCGAUUAUUCAAGGCGUCUGGCGCGCGUGUGUUGCGCGAUAUCUCGCCACGAAGCUGCGGAUGCAGCGUGAACAGGCCCGACGGCAGGCGCUUGCGCGUACCCUCGCUAGACUCUUCCUGGGCUUUCAAGCUCGAUGUCGCGUUCGGUCUCUUCGUCUUCAACGAGAGAAUCGCGCGGCGUUCAAGCUUCAAACCGCAGUGCGAUGCCGACUCCUUGCUGCGAAGGCAUACAAUCAGGCCAAAUUCCGUGACACGCAGGAGCGCGGACACAAUGGAGCUGCGCAGAUGCAGAGUCUCGUGCGCGGCAUGCUGCAGCGGGCGUAUGUGAUCAAGAUGCGGCGCGCGGAAGAGCUGGCGGUUAGAAUAGCGUGCGCGCUGUCAAUUCAACGGGUGGUGCGGGGGUUCCUUGGGCGCCAGCGUGCUCAACGGCGAGGUAUUGAGCGUGCGAAUGAACGUGGGUGGGUCUGUGCGAUGCACAUUACGCGGAUAGCGCGCGGCUUCCUUGGUCGGUUGGUAGCGUCUCGUGAGCGAAUCCUCCAGGAAGCAGAUCUGCUUAUCCAAGCUCGACGAGGCAACGUUGAGGCUGUAGUAGACUUGCUCGACGGCUUCGACCCUACUACGAUGGGGCUCGAAGACGGUGAGGCUGAAGAUGUACCUGCACUUGAACCGGCCGAUGUGACUGUGGUAAGCGUUCCAGGAGGCAACACAGUGCUGCACCUUGCAUCCAAGUUCGGUCACCUGGAGGUUGUGACGCUGGUGCUUCCGAGGCUGCUGAGCGCUGCACCGCAGCUGGUGUACGCGCGGAAUGCCAAGGGGUUUACAGCUCUGUCCCUUGCUGUGACGAACGGCCAUGAACGUGUGGCUGUGUACCUGCUCGCAAUGACGACGCCAUUGUUCAAGGACCACGUGCUGCCUGGACGAAGACGCACUCUUCUGCAUGAAGCAGCACGACGAGGUCUGGAGACGGUAGUGGCCAAGCUACUGCAGCUUUUCCCUCAAACUUUCACUGGAGCCGAGCGCGACGAAUGGACUAAGCGUACAGCUAUCCAUGAAGCUCUUCUCGUCGGUAUUGAAGUGGUGCAACCCGGAGAAAUAUUCCCUUGGACUCGCCACCAUGUCCAUGGCUAUCGGAGUGCGUUUGCAGACGCCGAUGACGAAGCCGAACACGCAAUGGCUGGUCUGGAGACUCUGCUAGCCAAGGCCCCCCACGCUCCUCUUGAAGCGAAGGACUUUUUGGGCUUCACACCGCUUCAUAUCGCUGCAGCACGGGGAAAUCUUCGCGCCGUCACGCGGCUGUUAGCGUUUGGUGCCGAUGUGUCGGUGAAGGACGAUCACGAUCGUACUGCGUGGCGAGUUGCGCUGCUCCGUGGCCACGACGCUUGCUUCCAAGAAAUCCGACGCAAGUGGCUGCAAGACGUAGUCAGCAGCCCAAAGGGAGCAGGAGCAGGAGCAGGAGCAGCCUCCGACUCAACCGCUAUCGUUGGUCGCUCAACGGCGACAUCCGCCGGUUCUGCGACGAUGGCUCUGCAUCCACAACUCGAACGGGACCUCUUCGCUGCCUGUAAACUCGGAGACGUGUCCAAGAUGCGGUUCUACAUCGAGGAGUGCGACGUCUCGGUCAACGCUCAUCGACACGUGAGUGUGGUAAGGUACCUCUUGACCAGAGGCGAUCUAGACGUCAAUUUCACGGCAAGUGACGGACGCUCAGCUCUCACGAUAGCUCAGACAAGCCUUGAAGAAGCCUCGUCCUAG
Molecule: messenger RNA, 2544 nt
Organism: Phytophthora sojae
Lineage: Eukaryota; Oomycota; Peronosporomycetes; Peronosporales; Peronosporaceae
Exons: 2
Coding region: 1-2544 (847 amino acids)
Molecular function (GO): protein binding
Source: RefSeq, a predicted model, not a curated record